Molecule: messenger RNA, 1480 nt
Organism: Microplitis mediator
Lineage: Eukaryota; Metazoa; Arthropoda; Insecta; Hymenoptera; Braconidae
Gene: Rnf146
Product: E3 ubiquitin-protein ligase RNF146-like
Exons: 4
Coding region: 179-1075 (298 amino acids)
Biological process (GO): ubiquitin-dependent protein catabolic process; Wnt signaling pathway
Cellular component (GO): cytoplasm; nucleus
Molecular function (GO): poly-ADP-D-ribose binding; zinc ion binding; ubiquitin protein ligase activity
Source: RefSeq, a predicted model, not a curated record
GGUUGAUCAUUGAAAACAAAAAUACAAAUAUGGCUGCCCAUGUGUAAUUUCCGGAAGCAUCGCAAAUCACAAUUGCAAUGCUGCAUGCAAAUUAGUUGUGUGCUUAUAUAUUUACAUCGCACUUCGUCAACUGUUGGUUGAAAUUUAAACGAGUUUAUUAUUUAAAGUAAAGUAUAAAAUGGCUCAAGCUAAACUAGAAACUAUAGAUUUAACAGACACUGACAAAGAUGAAAAGCAAGGUACCUCAUUAGAAUGCGCAGUGUGCCUUCAAACAUGUGUUCACCCAGCAAGAUUACCAUGCAGUCAUGUAUUUUGUUACUUAUGCGUUAAAGGUGUCGCUAAUCAGAGCAAAAAAUGUCCCAUGUGCAGACAAGAAAUUCCACCAGAUUUUGUUGAGAAACCAAAUCUAAUUGAAGUAGAAGAAUCUAAACAAUCUGCUGCUGCUGAAGAAGAGUAUCAGUGGUUUUAUGAAGGACGAAAUGGUUGGUGGCAAUAUGAUCAGCGAACAAGUCAGGAACUUGAAACAGCUUACAAACAAGGAACACGAAAAUAUGAUUUGUUGAUUGCGGGUUUUCUUUAUACCGCAGACUUUGGAUCGAUGUUACAAAUACGCCGUAACGAUCCAGCACGUCACCGUCGUAUCAAACGCGAUUUAUCAAAUGUACCUAAAAAAGGUAUUGCUGGUUUACGUCUUAAUCAGCAACAAGAAGAAGAACCAGUCUUUCGUGAAAUACGUGGAGCUGAAAGACCCGCUAGUCCCGCUAGUGAUACUACCGGAACAGGAGAUGGAUCAAGCACACCAGUACCACCAAGUAACACUCCGCAGACCCCAGCAGGACAUUCCAGUGGAGAUGCUACACCUCUAACCGACAGGACGGAUCAACGAGCGGACUCUUUACAUCAGGUUUUAGAACAAAUGCGUUCAUUAAUGCUUACAGGGCAUUUGCCGUUUAAUAGUGAUAAUGAACUUGAAGAAUCAACCCACGAUGGAUCAUUUUCAGAUCAUCAUAAUUCAUCAUCCAUCCUGUGGCUCCAACCGAAUGCGUCGUACUCGUCCGAUGAAGAUAAUCAUUAAAUAUGCAAACCAGUUUCAUCCAUUUUCCAGGCCGCCGAGGGGAUAGGGCAUCUUGAGUUACUUCCAUUAUCACUUCACAUCAUUUGGUAUUUUUAUUUUAUUUUUUUUAUUAUAAAUUAUUUAUUUUAUCAUGACCUCAUUGUUGCUUUAGAUCCAAUUCGGCCGAAGUUUUAUAUUUAAUAUUUAAAUGUUAUGAAGAAAUUGUGAUCAAAACAAAAUUUUAUAUUUAUAUGAAGAUUUUAAAUCUUUAAAUUGUUAAGUUUAAAAUAAUACAUUUUUUUUUUAUUUAGAUUAUUUAAAGUAAAUAGCGAUUCGAUGGGCAGUUACUUUACAGAAUUAUUCAAUUGCUCAAUAAUGGCUACAAGACUUCAUUUGAGGAUCUAAAUUAUUAGCAUGGAUGAAAAA